Molecule: messenger RNA, 730 nt
Organism: Guyanagaster necrorhizus
Lineage: Eukaryota; Fungi; Basidiomycota; Agaricomycetes; Agaricales; Physalacriaceae
Exons: 2
Source: RefSeq, a predicted model, not a curated record
UCAACCUGCCAGCUUACAACAUGAACUCGCCUCGCAACAUGGAGAACUGGGAUGUACCGGUAUCUGAGGUAUGAGGUUGGACACACACGCUGGUGAGCCACGAUUGUCUAUAUGGAAGAGUCGCCACUGCUCGCCACAUCGCUGAUAGACGUCUUCGGUUUCGGAAACGUUAUAGCUUUGAGGGAUAGGACCCCGCUAAAAGAGCACGGUGCGAUGCUGUUUGCCUGUGGAGGAGAGAUUUUGGCAAGUGCAUCAUUCACUGGUGCGGAAAUUGGGGAACUCAGUGGUAGCAAGGACAAUCAUCUAAGGGUCACCGAACAGGUUAUGGCCUGGAUGAGCAAGGUCGAUGUUAUACCGAGCGACGCCUAUCCAUCCUUUCGAUCCACACCGCCAUACGCUCUCAACAUUGAAUGAUGAUCCAUAUGUUCCAGCAGGCAGCGCUACGACGAUUGAAGGCCUCAGAGCAACGAACACCGUCUGAGGGGCCAGACGUCAUAGCUAUGAUUUCUAUUCAGUUCUUCAUGGUAAAUAUCUUAUCAAGGUCGGUUCGACACCAUUAAGAUUGUGUCGAGCCGACCUUGAAAAGAUAUCAUCAUCUGAUCGCUUGGUAUUAGGACCACGGUCCAAGAGCGGUGUUUUCCAUUGGAAGCUGUAGGGCUUGUUGAGGUCGUUCUCAACGAUGGUAGGAAUUGUCUGGCGUUGUGGAAGGAAGGGAAAAGGAGGAGAGGAU